Molecule: messenger RNA, 1130 nt
Organism: Hemiscyllium ocellatum (epaulette shark)
Lineage: Eukaryota; Metazoa; Chordata; Chondrichthyes; Orectolobiformes; Hemiscylliidae
Product: signaling lymphocytic activation molecule-like
Exons: 4
Coding region: 59-589 (176 amino acids)
Source: RefSeq, a predicted model, not a curated record
AGGAAUAUAUGAACUCGAAGCAACAACAUCUGAUGGAAAAUCUACAAAAUACUCUGUCAUGUUAACGGUCAAUGUUGCUGUCUCUAUUCCACACAUUGAGAUCUUUCCUAAGGUUCCUCAUGUGGGAGACAAUGUCACUCUGCAAUGCUCCAUCCUGAAGGGGAACCUGGUUCAUUACAGCUGGUACAAAUGUGAGCAAUCUCUGUCUGAUGGUAAAAACUAUCGUCUGUCCAAGAACAAUCGCUCCUUGACUCUGCUGAACUUGCAGGAAAGUGAUGUCGGCACUUACAAAUGCCAGGCCAGGAACCACAUCAGUAUCAAACACAAGGAGUUUGUGCUUCAGUUCUGUACAUCUACAUCAGUCACGGCACAUUAUGUGUACAUUGGUUAUGCAGGUUACCCUGGCUACAUUGGCUACAUCCUCAUCCUUGUGCUGUGUUACCACUGGAUGAAAGAAUUGCGGAGAAGGUCCAAGGACAGUGAAGCAAUUUAUGAAAACAGUAAAGUAAUAAAGCAGAAGCUUUCAGUCACAGGGUCAGCAGAGAUCAAGAUGUACGACAUGAAAAUGAGCAACAGACGGAGCAGAUAAAGCCUGGCGAAUCCGUACUGUACCACAGCCAUAGUCUGUCGAAGUAAUACAACAGCAGAAUACUGCAACUUCUGGAGAUCUACGCAAAACAAAAACAUCAUAAAACUGUAAGAUGUCAGAGCUAAAGUAGGUUAUUCAACCACUUAAUGAUUUCAUGGCUGAUCUCAACUUGCCUUUCUUUCCUGUUUCUCAAUACUCUUUAUUCUCUUCCUGAUUACAACCUGUCUCUCACAGCCUUGAAAAAAAAUAAGGUCCCAAAUUUGAGAGUCCUCUGCAGUAAAGAAUUCCACAGAUGCAUGACUCUCAGAGAAGAUUUCCUCCAAAUCUGUCUGAAAUGGGUGGCCCUUUAUUCCGAAAUGAUGUCCUUUGGACCUAGACUUUUCUCAUAAGGGGAAACAACCUAUCCGCAUCUCCCUUGUCAAGUCCCUUCAGAAUCUUGUAUGGUAUCUUCUAAAUGCCAAUGAACACUGCCCCCUCCACCCCCCCAGCCUGCUCAACCUUUCCUCAUAUGACAAUUCCUCCACACAUUCAGUUCAAUAAC